Messenger RNA from Plasmopara halstedii, 291 nucleotides. RefSeq names its product trna nucleotidyltransferase. The record is from RefSeq and is a predicted model, not a curated record. The coding region runs from base 1 to 291 and encodes 96 amino acids. The transcript is spliced from 2 exons. Gene Ontology annotation, molecular function: ATP:3'-cytidine-cytidine-tRNA adenylyltransferase activity; RNA binding. NCBI's taxonomy places the organism in Eukaryota, Oomycota, Peronosporomycetes, Peronosporales, Peronosporaceae. Gene Ontology annotation, biological process: tRNA 3'-terminal CCA addition.
AUGUUGUCGUCGUCGGAGUCGAUGUCAGGCUUGACCUCUGCCAAUUGCUUUAACGGUGUCGUACUUCGCAUUGCAGGCGGCUGGGUACGCGACAAGCUACUUGGACGCGUAAGCGAUGAUGUUGACAUUGUGCUAGAUCGCAUGACUGGUCGUGCAUUUGCAGAGCUUGUGAAUGCGUUCGAGACAGCACAUCGUCGUACAGCACGAACAGUAGGCGUCAUCAAGGCCAAUCCGGAGCAGAGCAAACAUCUCGAAACGGCCACCGUGCAGAUUGGAGAAAAUAUGAGCUAG